This is a messenger RNA of Danio rerio (zebrafish), 4487 nucleotides long. Lineage: Eukaryota; Metazoa; Chordata; Actinopteri; Cypriniformes; Danionidae. The record is from RefSeq and is a predicted model, not a curated record.
AUGAGAAAAGCAGUCCAGAGGCCAAAAGCAACAAGGUGGCAGAAUUACAAAUGUGAUGUGUUGUGGUCUGUGUCAGGUGACAAUGAAGAACUUAAUGUUUGUUGUCAAUGGCUGUCUCUCAACACCAAGUACGCAAAGUUCAGACUUGCGGCCUUGUUCAGACUUAUAAGAAUGAACUCCAGAGGACGCGAGGACACAAGGCAGUCAGAGGGGGAGGGGAGCGACACUUUCUUCCCUCCCUCAACAUGGAGCUCCGUGUUCCGCCCUGCGCCGAGUCUGACUGGGGAGGAGCCGGAGGAGGGAGCGGUCCCACCGGGGAAUGACAAACUAAAAAGACGUGUUGGGUCAGUCACACCUGACAGCACUCCGAGCACACGACACAAAACACAAGACCGACAGAAAGCAGCAGCGGACACCAUGAGGGACACGGCCAAGAAGAACGGAGACCGGAGAAAUAAUAACACGGACGUCUCGUGUUCAGCCAAUGGGAGAGGAAUCAAAAAAGAGGACGACGGCUCAUUUCCAGUGAAGAUUCAGGGUGCAGGCGUCGAACCCUUCGAGCUGCAGGUUCAUGGGUUCUGGCUGGUCCAGGAUGCCAUUAUGAGUGUUUUGGGCAGAGAAGAGGUGGCGCCACGCUCGUCUGUGGCUUUGGCCCUUUCAGGAGUAACUCUUGACCCCAUGAUGGAGCUCCAGGACAUCAAAGGCUUCAAAGCUGGAGUUACUCUUCGUCUAGUGGAAGAGCCGUACUCUCCUCGGUCGGCACAGGCUCAUCUGGCUCGUGUGCAGGAGUUGCUGAAAGCUGCCGGACCCCAAGAUGCCCUACUGGAGGGCCGAUCGCCUGCUGUACUGAACACACUCACACAAACGUCUGAAGCCCCUCCCACUCUUCACUCAAAGAACAGACGGACCAAUAGCAAAACAGAGCAGUCUACUGAAGCCCCGCCCCCUCCCACCUACAUUCUGCCCGGAGUUUCAGAAGUUCCUCCUUUGACAACCCUUCUGCCCACAAACACACACAGUGAAGCUCCCAGUUACCUGCUGGAUCUUUCCCUCAGCUGCUGGAAUCCUCCUCCUGGUUUCCGGAAACUCCAGGGCGACUUCUUUUAUAUCAGUGUUCACACUUUAGAGGGCAAGCAGUGUGACAUCACUUCCUGCCCACGUGGAUUUUACCUGAACAGGUCAACUCUGGACGUGUUUGAUCCUCGCCCUGCUCAGUCUACUCCAGUGUGUCACUGUCUGACCGACCUGCUGUCCCACAUCAGCCCACAGUUCAAACACACACUCAGCACACUGCGGCACAGGCCGUCACUGCCGGUGGAGGAGUCUCUGCCCACACCAUACCGCACACUCAGCUGGCUGGGCUUCUCCUCGCCUCACUCACACAAAUCCAGCUUCAGCGGCCGACUAGGUCUCGACCAGGACCUCAACUCCCAGGCUCCUGACUGGAAUAAGGAACUUCAAGCAGCCAGAGAUCUUCCUCAGAGGAGUCUGGAGGAGAGACUUACGAGGGAUCGAGCAUUACUGCAGGUAAACGGUGCUUUUGUGUGGGCUGUAGCUCAGGCAGCAGAGAAGGUGAUUGAUGGUUUUGUGGACCCAGUGAACGGCUCUCAGGAGGACCCAGCGUUCCUGUGUGGUGGUGUGUUCAUGAGUAUGCCUGUGCACAGAGAAGAGUGGUUGGGUGGAGAGCGAGGACACAGAGCUGCUCAGCGUCUCGAGCUGCGAUGUGUUCAGGCUUACAGUGACCUGGACGCAGACCUCCAGAAAUUGCACACAAUCCCCACCGCUUUAGCAGAAUAUCGUGGGGUUCGUUUGUCUGCACAGGGCCUGGCACCUGGUCUUCAGGGUCCCGAGACAGCUGAAGUCCCCAAUGGCCUUUUAUACGGCUUCACCGCUGGGCCGCUGGAGAAUCCAUCCAGACGCAAACUCCUGGAGCUCCUAGCUCAGUCGGCAAAGGCUCUUUCUCUGCAGAGACAUGCAGUUGUGGGUUCGACAGGUCAUCAGCUGCCUCUUUUCACCUCUGUUGAUGCGCAAGGGAUUCUAGGGGCCGACGGCCGCUAUUACCUGCUGGAUGUGUAUCGCACUAUGCCUGCUGAUGCGAACUUUCAAGUGGAAGAUGGAGGAGAAGCUGAUACCAAAGAGAAGAGUUUUCCAAGACGCUACCCUCACGUUUUGUGUCGUUUACGGCCAGAGCUUGUGAAGGCAUUCAUUCAACACAAACAUGCUCAGUUCACGCAGCGAGUGAAGGCUCACUUGGAGGAGAACGGAGGACUGGAAGACGGCAUGCAAACUGAUGAUUCUCACAGCAUCGAUGCAGUAAGAAAAGCCUGCAAAGACGUGGGAUCUGUCAGUGACAUCAUCUUUGAGAUGCGUUUCAACCCCAAUGUCUUUUCUCCAGGUGUGCAGUUUCCCAGCUCUGAAAGUGACUCUGUGGAGCUGCAGAAGAAAUUAUUGAAGGAAGCGGCGUCUUUCAUCAUUCACAACCAGAUACCAGCAUUUAUGAACGACUGCAUUCAAAGCUCUGAUGUGCCGAUGGAUGGAGCAUCAUUACGGCAAGCCCUCCAUCAGAAAGGCAUAAACCUCCGUUAUCUGGGUCACCUGAUUUCCUCCAUCAGCCAAUCAGAUUUCAAACAUCAGCUGAGACACAUCAAGAGACUGGCGUUUGCAGAAAUUGUGGUGCGCUGUGCACAGCGGUUCUUCAGUGGAUACAUUCAGGGAGUAGAGACAUCAAACUUGUCAGCAGCUGUCAGUCAUUUCCUCUGCUGCUUAUUGGUGCCACACUUCAGUUCAGCCUCCAAUGGGGAAGAGUCUAAGAAGCGCUCCAGGAGGCGUGGCCGUGGAGGGGCCGGGGCUACAGACAGCGCUGCAUGGAACGCCCUCAGUGGGAAUGAACUGUGGAGUCUGAUCUGUCAGGACGCGCAAGAAACAUACAGAUUUAAAGAAGGGUUAGGAUCAAAUGUGGACCAUCUAGUUGAGCAGUACGGACUCCAGAAGAUGUCCUUGUUGAGAGAGAUGUGCUUGAAGACUGGGAUUCAGCUUCGUCUCAGAGAAUAUGCCUUUGACAGUCGUAACAAAGCUCCCAUCUCUCCUGAUGAUGUGCUCAAUGUUCUUCCUGUCGUCAAACACAUCACGAUGACAACCAGCGACGCCACGCGGAUGUUCAUGGCGGCCCAAAACAGCCUUCAGAAAGGUUUGCUGGAGAAGGCGUACGAGCAGCUGAAAGAAGCGUCGUAUCUCUUCAGUCGUGUGUGUGAUGAUCUUCAUCCUGAAGCCUGUCACUGUCUCAGUCUGCUGGCAAAAGUUGCUUAUGUUCAGGGUCAUCCUGCUGAGGCUCGCAGUGUUCAGCUGAGGGUCGUGAUCAUCAGUGAAAGAGUUCUGGGCUUCGAUCAUCCCAACACCAUUCAGCAAUACGUGUUAUUAGCGGUGUAUCUGUAUGCCGGUGGUGAAGCGGCUCUGGCUCAGCGAUGUCUUUAUCGAGCCAAAGUCCUCCUGCUGACGAUUCAUGGAGGAGAUCAUCCGUACACUGCAGUCAUUGAUGCUUCUCUGGGAUUGAUGCUUCAGGGAGAGCAGUCAUUACAGUUUCUCCAGAACGCACUGAAGAUCAGCCAGUCCUUCAGAGGAGACGCAGAUCUCACAACUGCUCUCAUUCACCACCUGCUGGCUCAGAGACUGUGUGUGUCUGGCGACUACAGACAAAGCAUGAACCACGAGAAAGAGGCUCACAGCAUCUUCCAGAACAAGUGCGGUGAAGAUCAUCCUCAAACUAAAUGCAGCUCAGACUUCCUGAGGAACAUCACCCAGCAGGCCGUGCGUGUGGAGCGCUCCAUCCGACAGGGAGGAGCAGAGGCAUCCGAAACACCGCCAGAGGGUUUGUUUCCUUCUCAGGACACGACGCUGGAGCAGCUCGCUCUGGUCAACGGCAUACUCAAGACUUCAUACAGCACAAGAAUGAUGGAGUUUAAAGAGAAACUGAAAGAGAAGAAAGCAGCAGAAGAGGCAGAAAAGACCAAACAGGAGUCAGCCAAUGAGAACCAAGCUUCAGAGCCGUCAGCCAAUAAGGGAGAGGCUACUGAUGACAGAGAACAGGCUAACGGAAAUGCAGAAUGCCAAACUACAGGAGAUGAGGCUUCAGAGGAAACGGAUCACACACACAUGAACUGCCAGAUGGAGUCCCACAUGCACAACGGAGUCUCCAAAUCUGAAAACGAGGAGGAGAAACGCCAAUCUGACAUCACUAAUGGAAUUCCACCCCAGAGCCAAUCAAAAUCAAGCAUCACUAUGAUGUCACCGAGUGAAGCGCAGACAGAAUCAGCAGUGGUGAAUGGGAAAGAGUGUGUUGUGAAUGAAGAGAAACCGGUUGAGGAAUGAAAGUUUGAAGACCAGUUCAGUUUUUUUUACCUGCAGUAUAACACAAAAGUCCAAAUCACAAUCUGUCUCAAAGUCUUAAUGUGUUUUGACCAAAUAAAUUUUCAUUUCGGUGUGUGAACAUA